GAGGAAGGAGGAGGGCUUUACUCGGUGUGACUGGUUAGACACUAAUGUGCUGAUCUCAGAUGACCAACAUUUCAAAUGGAGGAGACAUCUCUGCAGCUGCUGCUGGUUCUGACUUCACUGCUGAUCAGCACAACAAACCAAGCCUCUCUGACUGUGAGUCCCAGCAGCUCUCAGAUGUUUGAAGGACAACCUGUCUCUCUGAGCUGUGAGGAGGACGACAGCUCUGCUGGAUGGACUCUGAGGAGGAACACAACCAGAGAAACCAGGACUCAGUGUGGACCUGACUGGGGAAGAUCUGCUGGUUCUUCCUGUAAAAUCAGCCACAUUGUCCCAUCGGACAAUGGAGUUUACUGGUGUGAGUCCAGAGAGGGAGCAACCAGUAACAGCAUCAACAUCACUGUCACUGGUGGACCAGUGAUCCUGCAGAGUCCUGUCCUCCCUGUGAUGGAGGGAGAAGACCUCACUCUGCACUGUAAAACAAAGACGUCCUCCAACCUCCCAGCUGAUUUCUAUAAAGAUGGCUCCUUCAUCAGGACUGAGCCUGCAGGUCACAUGACCAUCCACCAUGUUUCCAGGUCUGAUGAAGGCCUCUACAAGUGCAACAUCAGCAGUGAUGGAGAGUCUCCACCCAGCUGGGUCUCUGUCACAGAGAAACCCACGACUACAAGUCCUCCUCCAACCUCCACCACCUCUGGCUCCUCUCCUCCUCCCCCCUGGUUGUGGUCCGUUCCAGUCGGUGUCCUGGUUCUCCUGGUUCUCCUGGUUCUCCUGGUUCUCCUGGUUCUCCUGGUUCUACGAUGCAUCCGUAGGAACCCUAAAGCUGAAGUAGAAGCUGGAGAUGAUGACGUCAUAUACAGUGAAGUCACCAUAUCACGUAACCUGCAGCAGCCAAUCAGACGGAGCGGAGAGAGUGAUCCUGCUAUAAUCUACUCCGGAGUGAGAACAGAAGACGUCAGUUACGGACAAAUAGUGAACAAAGACAAGAAAUCAACAGGAAGAGAGCUCCCCAGCAGGCUACUGCACAAAAGAUGCAGACGCAACCACAGAGUCAUAAAAAGUCCUGCACACCCCAAAGGACCUCAGCCUCCUCAGCAGGUGCAGACGGCUUUGGUCCUUUUUGUACAGGGUGUCUGUGUUAUUGGACCAGUCCAGUUUAUUGUUGAGGUGAACACCCAGGGCACCAUCUAUUACAUGCACCGGCGUUGCAGCUUCAACCAAGCCAGGAGAGAUGCCUCUCCGGAUGACGUUGCUGCCGCCGUCCGUCGAUACUCCCAGUGA
Sander lucioperca (pikeperch) is the source of this 1278-nucleotide messenger RNA. Its product is annotated as low affinity immunoglobulin gamma Fc region receptor II-a-like. The coding region runs from base 76 to 1278 and encodes 400 amino acids. Gene Ontology annotation, biological process: cell surface receptor signaling pathway. The record is from RefSeq and is a predicted model, not a curated record. NCBI's taxonomy places the organism in Eukaryota, Metazoa, Chordata, Actinopteri, Perciformes, Percidae. Gene Ontology annotation, molecular function: transmembrane signaling receptor activity. The transcript has 9 exons.